CGUAUCGCUGAGAUCGGAACAAAAAUGUUCUGCCUUUUUCUUCUCCUCAUUCUGCUCGUUUCUGGGGUAAGAGGAGACUGCAAUCGGAUUCCUCAAGGAGCAUCCGGUGAACGAUCGGCUGUGGAUGAUAACUUCAAGAUCCUGAUCGAUGGCAAUCCAGAGACUUAUGUGCCAGAGCAUCAGUACAAUGUUUCGUUAUCCUGUCCAAUCAACAUGAAGUUUGUGAGCUUCACUUUGGUUAUCGAGGCGGAAGAUCGGACCCUUGGUGGUGAGGAUAUGACAGGUCACUUUGAACUGCUGGGCACCACGGAUACCCGAUUCAGUACAGGAUGCGAGAACAUGGUGGAGAGCACAAACACAAACGCCAAGAUCCACAUCGCGGUGUCCUGGAUUGCACCACGUCAUCCCGACAGUGGAUGUGUGCUGAUCAAGGCGGGCGUGGUGGAACAUCGUGAUGUGUGGUUCCUGGAUGAUGGCUUUCUGACCAAGCGGAUUUGUCCCGAGGAGAUCGACGAGCUGAAUAGCUUGACGCCAGCUUUGGAAAACUGCUGCGCCUGUGAUGAAGCUAAAUAUGAGAUCGUUCUGGAGCGCAAGUGGGCGAGGAACACCCAUUCCAAGGAUUUUCCGGCCGAGGCCUGGCGUACUCGUUUGGGUGAGGUGAUCGGAGCUUCCCACAGCUAUAGCUAUCGCUACUGGGCCUACGGAGGAAGAGCUAGCCAGGGAAUGAAGGAGAUGGCUGAGCAUGGAGCCACCCGCACACUGGAAAACGAGAUCAGGGAGAAUACUCAAAAUGGAGAAGUGCGGACUAUUAUUAAAGCUCCUGGCAUUGCGCACCGUUUGAAUGCCUUUGGAACCACACUGGCUAAUGCUCGUGUAGAUCCUGUUCAUCAUCAGAUCUCGCUGGCAGCCAAGAUCGAUCCUUCGCCCGAUUGGAUACUGGGGGUGGCAGGAUUGGAGCUUUGCCUAAGUAACUGCACAUGGCUGGAAAGGAAGGUGUUGAAUCUGUAUCCUUGGGACAUAGGCACCGAUUCGGGUCCAUCUUAUAUGUCAGCAGAUCAGCCACAGGUGCCACCGGAUGUGGUACGCCGCAUUACAUCCUCGUAUCCCAGCGACUAUCGAUCUCCAUUUUACGAUGACACUGGCGCCUCUAUGAAGCCCUUGGCCACUCUUUAUUUGACCAGGAAGAAGCUUUACAUCCGGGAGUGUGAAGAGGUUCCGCAGGAGGGUCCCCUUGAGUGCGCUGUGCAUCCAUGGAAUGAGUGGUCCAACUGCAGCACUCGUUGUGGUCAGGGCUACUCCCAGCGCCAGCGUAGCUAUAAGAAUCCCAGCCUAGCAGUCAGCUUCAACUGCAAUCUUCGCUUGGAGGAGAUGCGUCAGUGCCAGGGAACCCAAUGUGGAGCAGGGGAGGAGGAACUUGAGGCCGAGGAGCCUGGCCUGGGCAUGGAGAGUCCACAAGGCGGUGGCUCAACAGCCGAAUGCCAGCUGAGCAACUGGAGCGAAUGGUCGCCGUGUUCCAAGACUUGUGGCAGAGGAUCCUCCACUCGCAGCCGCGACUACAUCAAUUCGCAGGCAAGGCAACGUUGUUUGUCCGUCAUGCGACUGCCGAUGGAGGAAACGAGGCAGUGCAUUGGAUCCGAUUGUGGUGGAACCAUUCCGGAUAACGGCGAGCUCGAUGCAUUACCGGAUCCAGAUUUAUUUGGGGAGUCAGAUCAGGGCGGGUAUGAUGGAAGGAGACCCUCGUGGAGUGGCAGACAGGAUGUCAACAAUAUAGGCUCUGGUAACCAGGUGUGGAAUAGAAAGGGUUUUAAUUCCGGAAAUGACAGAACACCUUACAGUCCCAUGGACAACCAGCAGGAGUCACCAAAUUCACCCUUUGGUCAGAUAGAAAAACCGCAGCGUCCUGUUUACAAUCCAUCGGACAAUGCAGGUGGUUAUGAUAAGGGAUUUUCUUCUGCAAACAGCUACAGCAAUGAUAAACUGGUGGGCAAUAGACCCGGCUAUAGUGAUUACAACAAUAGGAACACCUAUAAUGAGUAUACUACUCCUAGCUACAGACCUGGAUUCACCACACGAGCUCCCUAUGGGGGGCGGUAUCCCAGUCGGCAAGAGGAUGUAGAGGAAACCACCAUCGACAACAAUUAUAAUGUGGUUCAAGAUUACUGUUUUGAGAAGCCCUAUGCCUCCACCCGACCCUGUUUCGCCACUCCGGUGGUGGUGAACAACUUCUGGUUCUACGACCACGAGGAUCACGAGUGCAAGAUCUUCACGACGGAUAACUGCGAUGAGAAUAGGAACCGCUUCCGAACCUUGAUGGCCUGCGAAGCCACCUGUCUGCAAACACAGAUCAAUAUGGAGCGCUACGAAAACGACGCUAUGGAUAUCUACGGAGGUGGAUCUUAUGGUCAAGCAGGAGCUGGAUCUUAUGGCCAAGGAGGAGGUGGAUCUUAUGGUCAACCAGGAGCUGGAUCUUAUGGCCAAGCGGCAGGUGGAUCUUAUGGUCAAGCGGGAAGUAGAUCCUAUGAUCAAAUUGGACGUGGAUCUUAUGGUCAAGCAAAUGAUCAAUCGGAAGAUAGAUCGUACGAUAUGUCGAUAGGAAGAAAGUAUCAUAAAAACGGUGAUAGAUCCCUUGGUCGAGGAAGAGGUAGUACUUAUGGGCAAGAUGCAGGUGGAUCUUAUGACCAGGAGACUGGAAAAGCUUACGCCGAAUCAGCAGGCGAAAUUGGAGAACCCAUGUCUCAGACCAGAAGUAGAUACGACUCAUCAAGACGCGGUCGUUACGGUAGCCGGUAA
This is a messenger RNA of Drosophila rhopaloa, 2790 nucleotides long. Its product is annotated as spondin-1. Bases 25 to 2790 code for a protein of 921 amino acids. Gene Ontology annotation, cellular component: extracellular matrix. Gene Ontology annotation, molecular function: serine-type endopeptidase inhibitor activity. NCBI's taxonomy places the organism in Eukaryota, Metazoa, Arthropoda, Insecta, Diptera, Drosophilidae. The transcript is spliced from 6 exons. Gene Ontology annotation, biological process: cell adhesion. The record is from RefSeq and is a predicted model, not a curated record.